This is a messenger RNA of Procambarus clarkii (red swamp crayfish), 3735 nucleotides long. NCBI's taxonomy places the organism in Eukaryota, Metazoa, Arthropoda, Malacostraca, Decapoda, Cambaridae. The record is from RefSeq and is a predicted model, not a curated record.
GGUUAACCCAUGUUGAGUGAGUCCAAAACGGUACGGUACAAUUACAUUCUUUCUUGUUUAUUUUGGAAGGUGGAGAGUGGCAAGGUGGGCGGGUGUCAGCCCUGACGCCCACGCCCACGCCCACGGCUCUUUGUUAUCACCAUAGCUAUGGGGAAUUAUAAAUCCCGACCUAAAUCUUCAUGCUCCCAAGAACUUCUUAGAAAUUUUUUGGAAAACUAUGCUCUUUUAGAAGAAAGUCUUCAGGAAGAUUUACAUGUGGAAGACAUUGAAGACUUCUCAGAAAUCAGAAGGGUUUUAUGCAAUGGAACAUCAGAUCAUUUGGUAAAUCUUCUGAAUUCUGAAGCUUAUGGUGAGAGACUAGAUAAUGGCUUGAGUCUGAAGCAUCUCUGCUGCUUGUCAAAUGUAAGUGUGAGAAAUGAUAAGGCAAAAGAGAAGGAAGAUGAAGCAGCAGAUGGAAGUGAGACUGGUUCCGAGGCCCCUUGCUUCCUCCAACUUGUCAAACCCUCACGUCACAAAAGUAACAGGCAGGAUGGAACUCAAGAUGCCAACCAGGAAAUUAAAAGUGACAUUGAAAAAUGUAAACAGCUCCCCAAAACUCAAACAAAUAAGGAAAUUAGGGAUCAGAUUCGCCUCCUACUCCAAAAGGGAGCUGAUCCUGCUAUUAUCAGUAGAAAUGGGUUCUCGCCUCUUCAUUUGGCAUCUUACAAGGGUGAUGUGGAUUUAGUUCGCCUUUUCCUUGAAAAAUGUAAUCACUUGGACCACACUGGUGUAGGAAGUGUGACUGCCCUUCAUAUAUCAUGUCUGGCUGGUCACCUUGAAGUCACCCAAGCUUUGGCUCAGCGGGGUGCUAAUAUAGAGGCUCGGGAUGCUGUGUCAUUUUCCCCGCUUCAUAUUGCCUGCCUCUUUGGAAAUGAAUCUGUAGUAGAAUAUCUGUUGUCUCGUGGAGUGGAUGUUAAUAUUGCUGGCUCUGUUGGUGAUAGACCAUUGCAUUUAGCUGCUACUCGGGGAUAUUAUAAAAUUGUACAGUUACUGCUCAAAAAAGGAGCAAGAGUACGCCUUCAGGAUGAAGAGGGGAACACUGCUCUUCACUGCUGUGUGCAAAACGGACAUUUCAGUAUUCUUAAUUUACUACUACAGCCUCAGUAUCGUACAGAUGCUCACAUCACCAAUGUUUACCUUGACACCCCACUGCAUGUGGCAUGUUACCAUGGAUGGAUUGAGUGUGCCAAGGCUCUGCUGACGUACGGAGGAUCCAGUCUCCUCCUGAACGAGAACCUAUGGGGAGAAACUGCCUUACAUGCAGCUUGCACUGGUGGACACUGUAUAGACCUUGUGGACUAUCUACUCAGUCAAGAUGCUGCCUCGGUAAACUACCAGAGUCCAGAUGGCCAUACUGCUCUUCAUUCGGCAUGUUACCAUGGGCACACAAGAAUAGUUCAGCUCCUGUUGAGUCACGGGGCAGACAUCAACCUUACUGCUCAUGACCGUUACAACAAUUCUGAGAAGAAGGAAGAACAGACCCCUCUUAUGUGGGCAUAUGAUCGAGGACAUGAUGAUAUAGCCAACUUCCUCAAGCACUUUCGUCGUCCAGGGCUGUGUGAAGAUUAUGCUCGAGGAGAUUAUCUUUCUGGGCUGGACACCUCUUAUUUUCCAAUCCCUUCACCAAUUGGCAAGCUCCGCACUAUGAUUCAAGAGAAAAUAGAUGUUCUCCAUCUGCGUUCAGUGCUGCCACCACACCUUCACCUGAGUCUGUCAGAGAUAGAGAGUUUAGAAAACAUUGGAUCCGGAUCAUUUGGCAAAAUCUACAAAGGAAAAUACAAUGACAAGAUUGUGGCUGUAAAAAGAUACAGAGGCAACAUGUCGUAUGGGAAGAGUGACGUUGAGAUGUUCUGCCGUGAAGUGUCUGUCCUUGGGUCCUUGGAUUCACCAUACAUCGUCAAAUUUGUUGGGGCGUGUCUACAAGAUCCAAGUCAAUUUGCAAUUGUUACUGAGUUUGUUCCUGGGGGCUCCCUGUUCAGUACACUCCAUGAACAGAAGAGGUCUAUUGACACUAUAACAAGGUUCAAUAUAGCUAUUGAUGUGGCCAAAGGCAUGCAUUAUCUUCACACACUCCCUCAACCAAUUAUUCAUCGAGAUUUAAAUUCCCAUAAUAUUCUUCUCGACAAUGAGUGCCACGCUCGAGUUGCUGAUUUUGGAGAGUCUCGAUUUGUGCGUAACAUCUUUGAGGAAAACAUGACAAAGCAACCGGGCAAUCUUCGCUGGAUGGCUCCUGAGGUGUUUACACAGUGCACUAGGUACUCAAUCAAAGCUGAUGUAUUCUCUUUUGGACUGUGCUUGUGGGAGCUUCUGGCCUCGGAGCUUCCAUUUGCUCACUUGAAACCUGCUGCUGCUGCUGCUGACAUGGCAUACAGGCACAGUCGUCCACCGCUGGAAUUGGCAUUCCCGGUGGAAGUCUCGGUCCUCCUUGAAAAAGCUUGGCACAAGAUACCGGAGGAGCGGCCAGAUUUUUCUCAGAUAAUAGAAGAGCUGGAAAGUUUGAGCAAGUCCCAAAGGUCAGGUUUGCAGGAUGGCGGGGACCAUCUUCACCCACACCACCACCACCACCACCACCACCACCACCAGCUUCAUGCCUGCUGUGCCACAUGCUGUGUUGGCUCGCCAACACGCAGCACCACACCACCUGAUGCUUCUCACCACACCGAUUCAGAGCUUUCUGGUAGGACCCCAGCUUCCUCCUCCCCACUGCACUCGUUCUAUUGGAAUGGCCACGUCACAGCACUUCGAACUCGAUGGGAACAAGAAGCAAGUAGAGGUCAGACAGCAUUCAAGUCAUCACAUCCCACAAUUGAGGAGCUAAGAAGCCGUGUGAAUAACAAUGGCUAUGUUGAAGGAAAUACUUACCAAUAUCGAAUUGCCCCAGUUUUCAGCACAAAGAAUGAAAAUGAAACUGGCCAAAGCUCGGCAAACUUCUACUCUCUCCCCCAUAAAUAAAUAAUAAUAAUAAUCUAAAACUUUGCAUAAUAGUGCAUAACUCUUGGCCAAGCUUCACAGAUUAUAAGAUAAAAUGUUGUACUUUAUAAUUAUAAUUUUUUUUUUGUUUAAGAAAUAUAUACUGUAUAUAUUUCUUUGAGUUUAAAAUAUUUAGAACUUGAGAUACAGAAAUAAACUUUUCUUGAACCAAAUUCCAAAGAGUUUGUGGCAUUACCAUCAUAUACACAUUAUGUCUGAUAACUUUCCAUGUGGAAAUUGUAUAAAAUAUCUUACACGGGUGAUUAAUUUUGUUGCUAUUUAUAAAUAAGCCUUAAAUACUUACUUUUUAGAUUAUAUUACAAUUUUGCUGAUAUUCAAAACAGGGUUGUUAACAACAAAAUGAAUAUGUAGCUUAUUGUACAUUAACAUGGAGCAGUUAACAAAAAUUGAAUGCAGGGAUGAAAUAGAGACCUUAUUAGCAAUACAAAAUGUGAAAUGACUAGAAAAACCAUAUCUUGCAGUGUAACCAAAUAUGAUUAAUUCUGUUUCAAUUGACAAUGAAUCCCUUAAAAAAAAUUGCACGCAAGAUAUUUUUGCUAAUCGUGUCACAAAUGCAAUUGUAGGGAAUAAAAUUAAAUGAGAAAUAAUAAACCUCUGAAAGAUAUAUAAAAACAGAACUAUCAUUAUUCAUGAAAUGUAUAAAGUAAAUCAAUCUAAUCUGAAUAAAAUGUAUAAAUGCAUAAAAUAAAUCUUCUAGAUAUGCUA